Messenger RNA from Styela clava, 3910 nucleotides. RefSeq names its product bcl-2-like protein 2. Gene Ontology annotation, biological process: extrinsic apoptotic signaling pathway in absence of ligand; regulation of apoptotic process; intrinsic apoptotic signaling pathway in response to DNA damage. The record is from RefSeq and is a predicted model, not a curated record. Lineage: Eukaryota; Metazoa; Chordata; Ascidiacea; Stolidobranchia; Styelidae. Gene Ontology annotation, cellular component: mitochondrial outer membrane. Gene Ontology annotation, molecular function: BH domain binding.
CCUCACCUGGCACACACACCACGGGAGUACCCAUUUUCUUAAUAUACCCAGCACAGUGCUUAAUAUUUAUUUAGUUCUUGCCCCAGAUGUAAUAUGUAUUUCGUGCUGCUAUACUUUUCCAUGACGGUAGAAAAUUAUUCUCUGUAUAAGUCCUUAUUGAAAGGUACAGUUACCUCUUUGAAUAUCAUAUUAAUACGUGAAAUUUCAAGAAGGCAAUUGAUGUAAUGAUGGUAAUAUGCCAACGCUAUCAUUAAGGUAUGUCAGGUAUGUGACCUCAUCACGUAAGAAUACCAAGAGUAAAGGUAUGCAAAAUGUUUUUGAUUGAUGAACAAUAUGUUGUGCGCCAAGACGUUUAUGAAUUAGUGUGUAGCAAUCUAUACUGCUAAUAUUGUUGUGCAUUUUUUUUCAAAAUUGCAUCAUCUUGCUUUGAACAUUAAAGACAUUAAGUAAUUGAUCAUGAUUUAUGUGACCCUGACUCAAGGAAAUAUUAUUUGUUAAAAUAGGUUCAGAUUGAAAUAUAUAAAUAGUACAGAAUUAUACGACACUUCACAUUAUGUCCUGCCAUCGUUUGAAGCGUUAAAUGAUUAGUUUUGUGAAUGAUUGUUUUAUCAUGAUUUGAGUUAACUAUUGAGUGACAGAAAACUCCCUACUGCUCAGUUUCAUAUUAUUAUCAUUGAUCAUAUGAUCAGAGAUUCAGAAUCUUCGUCGUUGCUAUGAGUCUAAAAAAAAUGCGCACCAAUGUCUAUAAAGUUUUAUGUCUUUUAUGCGAUAUCACCACACCAUUCAAAAGGUAUUUGAGUAAGGUAUUUUACAGCGUAUUUUGUGAAUUCAGGUGUCAGGUAAUCGUAACUUUUGUAAUAUCUAACUAACAUGAUAGAGAUAGUUGUUUUUCAAUUUUUACUUGAAUAGAUAGUAGUUACAAUAACACAUUGUUUAGGCAUUAGUGGUCUUCAACAAAAUCGCAUAGCCAUAUGAUAAAGAAAAACAAAAACAUUAGGCCAUGUCUUAUGAUGGUGCAAGUAGGCUCACAAAGAUAUUUAUUUACCGUAGUUGCCUUAGGCAUUUUGUCUCCAUGGUAAACGGACUUAGUUCAAAGUUUUGAACAUUUACUCAGUAAAGAGGCUUUGUGAGUUGAAAAACUGCUGGAUUAUUUGCCUUUUUUUGUACCAUGGUAAUCGGAUGACAAGCUGUCAUGUAAUUUGCCACCUAUUUCCCACAAGUUGUGAGUAAUGUACAUGAUUUAUAUGGGGCGUGUUAUUUAUCACUUUGUGUUUUUUCGAGAAUGGUAAGUAUCGCUAUUGGGUAUUUAAGUUUCAUCGCAAUUUGUCAACAGUGAUUUUGUGGUUGUUAAAAUAUAUUUAAUGAAAAGUAUUUUUGUCUUUCUUGUUUGUUGAAGCUAAACAGCUACAGUAUGUGAUAUAUGUGGUUGUAAAAUGUAUUAUCGGCAGCAUAAGUAUUAUGACAAUGGUCUACGAAUCGAGAAAAGUUGUAGAAGAUUACGUCCUCUAUAAAAUUAAGAAUCACAUGCACUCAACUUCUAAUGGUGAUGUAUCUGUCUCUGAUCUCACUCAGCAAAGACUCACCGUUCAUAACUAUGCACAUUUUCCUUUACCUCAAGAUCCUCCGAGCGAUAUAAAUUACGCUGUGCGAAAAGUUGCGAGCGAAUAUGAAAAACGUUACAGAGAAAAAUAUCCGGAUAUAUUAGAAGGCAUACGAGCAAAUCAUAUAUCUGCGGGGAAUGUCGAUAAAGUGUUCACUAACAUAACAAAAGAUUUAUUUAAAAUAUCCAACGGUGGAGGAAAAAGGUCGGUGACAUCAAGUCCCUCUGGGGGUAGGAAAUCGAAAUCUCCAUCUCCAGCUCUUGUAGACCCAGACUCCAUUGAUGAUAGUAUUGAAGAUGCAAAUAUCAAUUGGAGUCACGUAAUCGGACUGCUCGUAUUUUCUGGAGUAUUAGCAGUACGUUGCGUGGAAAUAAAUCAAUAUGGUCAAGUUGACGAUAUUGUAAACUGGGUAUCUAGAUUCCUUGAUACCAGAUUAAGACGUUGGCUACGACGCCAGGGUGGAUGGGGUGGAUUCGUUCAAUGGUCUAUAAAAGGUGGUGCUGUUGGAACCUCAGAAUCGAAUGAAAUUGGGGCUGGUAUGAGAACUGCUCUCAGAGUUGGCGGUGCAGUUGCAGCAGUAGCCCUUACUGCUAUGAUGAUUUCUCGUAAAUGAAGCAUGUUAUUUAUAUAAUACGAAUAUUGUACCAUUCUAGUUUUUAAUGAAAUCUUGGUUGUUUAUACACUAUUGAGCUGAAGUACAAAUAAUAAUUGCAGUGUAAAUUACUUCGCAAAACAUCAGUAAAUUAUCAUUAUUUGUAUUGCGCAAAACUGCCAUUCAUUUAUCGGAUUUCAAUACAAACGCGUCAUGUAUAUGUUUUUGUCAAAAGAAAAGGUUUGAUUAUAUACAUAACUGGAUGUUUUGUAUUGUUUAUUGAGAGAUUAUAUAUUAUUUCGAUGUUUUUUUAUAAUUGCAUUCCAUAUAUGAGUGGAAUAAAGUUGAAAAUUAGAUAUAUUUUUUGUUGUCACUUUAUCCCGUCAUAUGACCCAUCUUUUCACCUUCCGUCUGUACUUCUCAUGUAUGUAUGAUUGUUCUUUGUUCUGUAUUUAAUUUUUUUUUAAAGAAACAAGGAUAUGUAAAACUCGAUUUAAAGUAAGCGUUAUACUCUUCUAUAGGUAUUUGAAUGUUGAGCCACCUUUCAGUUUUGCUUGGUUGUGACUGCAUCAACACAUAAAAGCAUGGUAUAUUUGACUAUAUUUUUCUAGCUACAUCUAAUGCUAUAAAGUCGAUUGUAUUCAAAUAUAAUGAACACUGCAGAACACAGACAGUUAAUCUUCACACUAUCUAUUAUUUGGAUUCAAGGUUGUUAUAAACUCAGUAAAAGACAGUAAACUGCUGUUCUGUUUCAACAUUUUUUUUUUAAAUACUAUAUAACUUCAAUUCCAAGUUACGGUGCUUUUAGGCUUACAUUAUUUUAUUUCAUUUCUUCUAAACAAUGGGGCCGAAAUGCAUAUCUCCAGCACUUCGUUUUAUUUUAUCAUGUGCAAUGUUAACCAACAAUGGUAGCAAUACUAACGAGAAAGUCAUCAUUCAUGAAGUGUUUUUGUCAUAACAAAGUAAACAAUAAGAUUGCUUUUGUUGGUUCGAAUUCCAUGAUCUUUUUAUUGAGUUGUAUUUUCAUGUUUGACUAAAUCAAGGUGUGUUAGAAAUUUGAAUCUUGUGCUUAUUAGACCAUUGGACCAGACCUACUUUGCACAUUUUGAACAGGAAUAAAAUUGGUGCAUGAAUUUAAAACUGAACGGCAGUGAAAUUUUAACAUGUGGAAUUUGACAUAUAGUAGUUAAAAUUAAAUUUUCUAUUUUGAAAUUUCUAUGUACUUUGCCUACUUGUGUUCUUUGAUGAAAUUCAUGAAUGAAAGUACUACUCGUAUCUAAUGGUAUUCAAUAUUAAAUACCAUCUUGUUUUAGAUCUAGAGUUGCAUAAUAUGGUGAAGCUAUUUUUUACCCACUUUCCUCCCGGGUGUGAGCUUUAAACAAUGUUUUAGAAUCCCAUGUGAAAUAUUUUCGCUGGCCUUUAACUGGUCAAAGAAGUUCAGUCUUCUGUGCUCAUUGAAUAUUUAUUUGAGUUCAUUUCUGUAAAUUCUAUUUUUGUUGCAUCGUUUGGUUUGAAGUACAUAUCAUGUUUUUAUGUAGUACUUGAAUUUUCUGUACAUUGUAAAUUUAUUAUAUAAAGUAUUUAUUUCCCACUGGAAGCACUUACACCACAUUUUCUUCAUUUUACAUUCUGGUCACUUUUCAAAGUACUUCCAGUGGAUUUCUGUUGUGUCUUUCGUGAUAUUGAUAUCCUUAUUAUUAUAAAAUCUUCAACAAGA